GUCUCAUCCGCGCGGCGGCAUCGCUGUCGUGCGCGAGCACAAGCCCGACAAAAACCUCUCACAAAAGCACCGUCCCCUUCCCUCCCGUGUUUGGGCCCCACUCCUCUUACCGUGCGCUUCUCCUCUUGUUUCUGUUUUGUUUUGUUUUGGCGUGUUUUCCUCCUCAAAGAUGGCCUGCCAGGGGCUCCAGAAAGGGCAAACCCUGGCGACACUGAAGCGGGAGAGCGAGAGUCUGAAGAAGAAGCUGGAGGAGGAGCGGGGCAAGCUGAACGACGUGGAGCUGCACCAGGUGGCUGAGAAGAUUGAGGUGUUGGGUGCUCUCUCCAUAAAGACAAGACGUGUGCUAAAGGGUCAUGGGAACAAGGUGCUGUGUAUGGACUGGUGCAAAGACAAACGUCGUCUGGUCAGCUCUUCACAGGAUGGAAAAGUGAUUGUCUGGGAUGCAUUCACUCUUAAUAAGGAGCACGGGGUGAGUCUGCCAUGUACAUGGGUUAUGGCGUGUGCUUAUGCUCCCUCAGGUUGUGCUGUGGCGUGUGGUGGAUUGGACAACAAGUGCUCAGUGAUCCCGCUGUCACUGGACAAAAACGAAAACUUGGCCGCAAAGAAGAAGUCGGUCGCCAUGCACACCAACUAUGUAUCAGGAUGCACCUUCACCAACUCUGACAUGCAGAUCCUGACCUCCAGUGGUGACGGCACAUGCGCCCUGUGGGAUGUGGAGAGCGGGCAGCUGCUGCAGAGUUUCCACGGUCACACAGCUGAUGUCUUGUCCCUGGACCUCGCCCCAUCUGAAACUGGAAACACUUUUGUCUCUGGGGGCUGUGAUAAGAAGGCCAACGUGUGGGACAUGCGCUCUGGACAGAACAUUCAGUCUUUUGAGAGCCACGAGUCCGACAUCAACUGUGUAAAGUACUACCCCAGUGGAGACGCAUUUGCUUCUGCUUCUGACGAUGCCACAUGCCGUUUCUAUGAUCUGCGAGCUGAUCGAGAGGUAGCCGUCUACCAGAAGGACAGCAUCAUAUUUGGUGCUGCCACUGUGGACUUCUCUCUGAGUGGUCGCCUCCUCUUCACUGGUUAUAAUGACUACACUAUCAACGUGUGGGACGUUUUGAAGGGAACUCGUGUCUCCAUCCUGUUUGGCCAUGAGAACCGCGUCAGCAGGGUCAAAGUGUCACCUGAUGGCACGGCGCUCUGCUCAGCCUCCUGGGACAACACCUUACGGAUUUGGGCCUAAUGUUUCUAUGAGGGCUGUGAUCCAGCAUCAGCGUUAUGUGACCAGCACUGCAAGUUCCUGUCUGGAAACAACACACAGAAGCACAACAACCUAAUAUGUUUCCUCUGAAUGAUUAUAUAUCAUUGUAUCCUAACUGUAAGGUGGGUAUUCAUUUAAACAGACGAGUCAUCAGAUCCGGAUUCCUAAUCUCUGUUGUUUAUAGCUUAGUGACUGAUAUUGUAUAAUUAUAUGAGUGUUGCUGCUAAUAUAGUGGGAAAUAACUGUCAGUGGAAAGAGCCAAAAUAAGCUGUAGAAAUCAGCAGCAUGUGUCUGCUCUGCCAUGUCGACCUACAGACAGUUUUGCUGAUUGUCUUGUAAAUGAUGCACAUUGGUGUACUCUCCUGUCAGCUCCCCUGAGAGAACCACAGCUGUCCAGAAUAAUGUGUAGGUGUACGCACUGUUACUAUCGUUAUUACUGUCCUAGGUUAUGUCACAGUUAUCCUAAGGAAGAAAACUUUAAAUGUAACCUCUUAUUUUUCUUAUUUCAAAAUACUUAAACCUCAGCAUCUUUGGUUAUUUUCUUGUGAGAAUAAUAAAGAAGAUUUGAAGUA
This is a messenger RNA of Xiphias gladius (swordfish), 1821 nucleotides long. Its product is annotated as guanine nucleotide-binding protein subunit beta-5b-like. Gene Ontology annotation, biological process: G protein-coupled dopamine receptor signaling pathway; G protein-coupled receptor signaling pathway. Bases 170 to 1231 code for a protein of 353 amino acids. Gene Ontology annotation, molecular function: protein binding; signaling receptor complex adaptor activity. The transcript is spliced from 11 exons. Gene Ontology annotation, cellular component: heterotrimeric G-protein complex; cytoplasm. NCBI's taxonomy places the organism in Eukaryota, Metazoa, Chordata, Actinopteri, Istiophoriformes, Xiphiidae. The record is from RefSeq and is a predicted model, not a curated record.